Messenger RNA from Nothobranchius furzeri (turquoise killifish), 4322 nucleotides. It is a transcript of the gene dab1a, whose product is annotated as DAB adaptor protein 1a. Gene Ontology annotation, biological process: ventral spinal cord development; lateral motor column neuron migration. The record is from RefSeq and is a predicted model, not a curated record. Lineage: Eukaryota; Metazoa; Chordata; Actinopteri; Cyprinodontiformes; Nothobranchiidae. Gene Ontology annotation, cellular component: cytoplasm.
GCAACGGAGGGGUUAAGACAAACUCAGGCUUGUGAUUGGCUGCCGGCCGGCGGUCUGAUCCAGCCUACAGAAAGAGGUAACCAGGCAACCUCAGAGAGGGAGAGGAAAGAAGAGGGGGCAGAGGACCGGGGAGUAAAAAAAGAAAAGAAAAGAAAAAAGAAGAAGCGCUGGCUUACUUUUGUGAGAAUUGUGGAAAAAGAUGUAACAAAGCUGGGAAGUGCUCUCCCCGGAAUGGAAGACUGGAUUAGAGUCCCUGCUGAAGCACGCUGUGGAUGUCUCAGGAAACCAGGAGCAGACUCAGGGAUGACUGGAUUCUAAAAGCCUCGCUUGGAAAUGGGAACUAACUGUGCUCACUUUCGCUGUAGUGCAAAGAUCUCUCUGGGUGUGUGUGGGAUGUUGUGUCAGGGCUGAAACCCAUCCCUCUCCCAUGAGCCUGUGUGCCCACGCACACACACGGCGCCUCGACGCACACACUCGGCGCCCACGCACACACAGCCGGCACUGACGCUGUGAACUGGACCCUCGGAGCCCAGCGGAUCCCAGCCGAGCCAAGAGGAGCCGAGUCUAGUCCACUUGGAGCCUGAGGAUGUCAACAGAGACAGAACUGCAGCCAGCGGUCAGGCCCAGCAGCGUGAGACGGGACUCCAAGAGGAAAGGGCAAGAUCGCAGUGAGGCAGCUCUCAUCAGGCGCUUUAAGGGCGAUGGCGUCCGCUACAAGGCCAAACUCAUCGGCCUGGACGAGGUCACUGCCGCCCGCGGAGACAAACUCUGCCAGGACUCAAUGAUGAAGCUCAAGGGUGUAGCUGCAGCAGCACGGUCUAAAGGGGAACACAAGCAGAAGGUGUUUCUCACUGUUUCAUUCGGAGGGAUCAAGAUCUUUGAUGAGAAGACGGGGAUUCUUCAACACCACCAUGCAGUCCAUGAGAUUUCCUACAUUGCCAAGGAUAUCACGGACCACAGAGCCUUUGGCUACGUCUGUGGGAAGGAGGGGAAUCACCGCUUUGUGGCCAUCAAGACCGCACAGUCGGCUGAGCCAGUGAUUCUGGACCUGCGGGACCUGUUCCAGCUCAUUUAUGAGAUAAAGCAGCGGGAGGAGAUGGAGAAGAAGGCCCAAAAAGACAAGCAGUGUGAGCAGGCGGUCUACCAGACAAUCCUGGAGGAGGAUCUGGAGGACCCGGUCUACCAGUACAUUGUGUUUGAGGCGGGACACGAACCCAUCCGUGACCAAUCAGAAGAGAGCAUUUAUCAGGUUCCCACCAGUCAGCAGAAGGAGGGGGUCUAUGACGUCCCCAAACGACACCCAAAUGGACAUGAAAACACCCCCCACCACCACCACCACCAUCAUCAUUAUCAUGAACAACCUCUCCAUCGAGAGCCGAGAGAGCAGCAGCAGAAGCAGCAGGCAGUUGCAGAUCUGAUAGACUUAGACCUGGAUGUAGUGACUCAGAAUAUCAGCCAAUUAGAGAUUUUCGGAGACAUGUCCACACCACCUGACAUAACCUCUCCAUCGACCCCUGCCUCCCCCGCCAACACCCUGGACCCCUCACAGGGCCUGCAGCCUCCCGCCGAACUGUUUGCUCCCUUCAAUCCCGCGUCUGUGCCCUCGGGUUACGUGACCAUGGGAGCGGUACCUCCGGGGCACUGGUCCCAGCAGGCGUUCGCUGCCCAGCCGCCACUGGCCUUCGGGGUCCAGUCCCCUCUAGGUCCCGUAGCCCAGGUGCUCCCGGGUGGACAGCCUCUCAUCUGGGGCCAGGCCAACAUCUUCCCCGCCACCCAGCAGCAGUGGGCUGCCAUGGCAGCUGGAGCCUUCCCCCCCACAGCCUACCUCCCUGCUCAGCCUGUGGGCACUCUGCCUGCCGCCAUGUUCCAGACCCUCACCCCCGUCACGACUGUGACUCCAGCCAGCGAGAGCCUUUCAGGUGCUGGAGUCGGUGCCUCGGCUCCGUCUCUGUCAGCGUCGUCGAGUCCGCAGCACGGGGAGAGGUCUAAGAAGAUGGGCAAAGAGCUGUUCAAGGAUUUCCAGCUGGCCAAGCCUCCAGCCAUGCCAUCUAAGAAGGUUGAGCAGCCCAGCCUAACGGCAACCACAGAGGCAUUCAGCACUUACUUCAGCCGCGUGGGCACCGCCCAGGACACGGACGACUGUGACGACUUUGACAUUUCUCAGAUGAAUCUCACGCCGGUCACCUCCACAACGCCGUCCACCAACUCCCCGCCCACACCGGCUCCCCGGCAGAGCUCUCCAUCCAAGUCAUCAGCCUCUCAUGUCAGCGACCCCCCCACGGACGCUACUGACCCCCCCACAGACGACUCGUUUGGAGAAGCCGAGGGGAGUCCAAGUCGCAGCGGAGAGGAAGAUGCUGUGUGUGGUUCUGGGUCGCCCUGCCCCAGUGAGACAACAGAGCCCAGCCCAGAACAGGCCAGUCCAGAAGCUGGGAGCUAGAUAGCAGCAGGGCAGGACUGUUUGGUGGAGUUCUAAGGGGAAGGACCCUCUCUACGCCCGGAUCAACAAGGGGAAGAAAUAAAGAGACGCACAGGAAGACAAACCUGACCAGCACUGAGUGAUCAGGAGGAGAACCCUUUACCUCUGAGUGUGUGUGUGCAUAUCUGGCCAAGCCCUUCCUCUCCCCCCUCCUGCUAACAACCUCCCAGGAGGACCUUCAGUGCUCCCACAGCCCGCCUCCUCCUCUCUGCAGUAUUUCCUCCUCCUAAGAGGAGAGAGCCAUCUGACUACAGGCAGGAGGGGCAUCAAUCACUGAGAUGGAUCCAGCUCUCCCUCUCUGCUGCGCUGUCUCCUCCACUCCUCUCUUCUCCCUUUGGCGACUCACACCCAGCCUUACAGACAGAAGCCACUCCCCUCUCUUCCUGUAUCCCUUCUUCUUUCGCUCUCACACACUUUCCUCUGCCUCCCAUGUCUGGCCAGAGACUCUGCUGCCAAGAAGAGACUGAGUCAAGCAGUGCCUCCCUGUCUCUGACACACACACACACACACACACACACAUGGACAAGCAUGUACUCAUUCUUUUAACAGGCAGAAUCUACACCUGUAGCCAGGAGAUCCCACAGGAGGAGCUAGACUCUUUAACGGGAUGGGCCGUGAUCGGGAUCACUGCUUCGGAUCGGUGGAUUCUGACACUGAUUCUCCACGUGUGAGUGUCUGCUGGAUCGCUAUGCAGAAACAGACUCUCUGGGAGCUGCUCACACACCGACGACAUAAACACACACACACACACACAGACAGGGCGAUGCAAACACGCAGUAAUUAGCCAAGUCUCUCGUCGCAGACACACAGAAGCCAGACAUGGAGAGGAACGGACCCUGAGUGGGGGAGGUGUUGCAAGCUCAGCAGAUCCUGUGAUGGAACUUUUCAUUCUCUAUAGCUUUUGUACAAUAAUGAUAAAAAAGAUCAAACUGAGAAAAAUGAAUUUUUAUUUUAUAAGUCAAUCAAGCCGCUGGGGUCAGCUCUAUAGGGAUUAUAGAGUCAACAUGGCUUUAAGGCAUCUGAUCGUUGGUUUGCCAAACUCAUUUUGUAAAUAAGGAGAACAACAACGUCCAGUCGGCUGGACUUCUGUGCCAUAACAUAGGACGGCUUCAGUUAUGCAAACCCAAGCAAUACCAACAUGUUUCUUUUCUUCUGCUUGCAGCGUUCUUAGCUUCUCCCCUCUGCAUCGCUCUUGUGCAGCUUUAAUCUCAGCCUAACUUACUAACAUCUGCUCCAUCUCUAACCCCCACCCUUCCCCCCGCCGCACAUAACUUUUAUGUCCAACGUAAAUUAGCUUCUGCUGUUUGUGUUAGCCCACCCCCUGUGUGCUACAGCUCUGUGCUUUUAUACCACAUAACAAUCAUUUUUAUGUUGCAGGCAGCAGCCCCCGUCCCCCUCGCUGUCCUCUGUCUCCUCCUGAACUAGAUCUAAAGACACUCCACACAUUCGUCCUCCUAAGUACCAAACCCCCACCGCCCGUCCUCUGCUACGGCUACAUUAACUGUGUUGCCAGUAAGUCCCUAUUUUAUGGCCAGAGUCCUCGCAUCGCUCGACAACUCUUUUGGAGAACAUUGUUGAAUAAAACUUUGACAACAAGGAGACGAGCAAAGAAGCUGAAUAAAAAGGGAGUCAUCGCUGUUUGAGUACAUAACAUUUCUAGACCUAUUUUAACGUUACCUCAGCUAACAGUUUCUUAAUGUAAAUUGAAACAUUAUUUUUAUCUUUAUGAAUACGACAUUCUACAGUGGGUUUUUAGAUGAUUUUAUUUGGUUUUAGUUUUAUUUUGACUUGUGUAUUCCACCAUGUAUUCUUACCUGUUGCAAAUAAAACACCCCCCAAAUGA